Molecule: messenger RNA, 861 nt
Organism: Peniophora sp. CBMAI 1063
Lineage: Eukaryota; Fungi; Basidiomycota; Agaricomycetes; Russulales; Peniophoraceae
Source: the annotation of a GenBank genome assembly
AUGCCCUGUCACCGGAUCCCCCACCAAGUGCUCGCGGGUGCUCUUCAUCCUUAUAAGCUGCCUCCUCUUCCCAGUCUGUCUAAAGACUUCGUCGCGCAUGGGCCACACGGGCGGCCUGAAUCGCUCAAUGGGCUCUUGCCAUCACCACCGCCCCAUGUGCUACCAUCGACUGACACCGGGCCGCAGCGGGAGGCUCCCGAGGCGACAGAAGCGGGCCCGCGCAACCAUUCCACGGGUCAUUCUGAGUACCGGCGGUCAGCAGGUGUAUAUCUGUCCAAGGGGUCACUCUUCGGUAAGGGAGGAGGUCGAGAUAGAGAGACCGAUCGGCGUGAAGAGCAAGGUGACGGAAGAGCUGAUGGCGACGGCGGCGAUGGCGGUAACAGUGCUGGGGGUGGUGAAGGCAGUGGCUUGCGUAGGCCGCCGAGAGGCAGAGUAGAGCGGUUGUCACCCGAGCCCGUAAUUAGGAUUUUUAACAGUUCUAUGGACGAAAGGGAGUCGGUGCCAAUGUUUGGAGCGCAUAGGAAACCCUCCGACUCCCGAGUCCGUGUUACACGUUAUGGCUCGUGUCUGCCGGCUACUUCCCUGGUCCAUGAAAUGCCCAGGGGUAACACUGAAGGAUAUGUCAUCAAGAUCGCUAUUCAUCCUCGAGCGAAAAAAGAGGCACUUGACAAGCUUGCUAGCUAUAUACGUCGGGCAGGGGGCACGCAGGUGGUGCCUCUCUCGGGAUCAUGCCUGGGCUUUACUGCACAGCUGACAAAACCGGAGAUGGAACGUCUUUACGCUAUGUGUCCUCGCCCGUUGGGAUUGGCCAUUACGCCCGUCGUUAAGAAUUAUUGUUAUUACUCCUCUUUCUCUAUAUAA